AAAAAAAGAACACACAUUUCGCAAAACCCCGCCCGCAUUCUUCCAAACGAUGGUCACAAUCAGAUAAGGAAAUCCACCAAACCAGCCACAAAGCGUAAGUUGUCCUCCCCUUCCCUCCCGCCUGAACCCUGCCGGCCGUUCCGAAGUUCACCGGAAAAUGGCCAAACUAAGGACAGCAAUGGAUGCCGGGUUUUGGGACCUUAACAUUUCCACCUCCCAGUCCUUUGACGGAGUGGCCCGUUCAAUUCCCGGCGAACCCAUUCCGUUAGAUGGCGCCAGAGCUAGCGGAGCCCUCAGAAUGCAACAGCUGUCUUUCCUGAAACAAGGGUUUCCGUUGGGGAUUCUACCCGUUUGGUCUCCGACGCCACAAAAGGAACUGGGCUCUUUCGCACUUCACUCCCUUUUGUUCAAAACUGUGUCCCCGGAUUGGUAAUUGAUUAUACUCUGUUUAUUUUUUAAGUCCUAAGUGUUUUUUUUUUUUGUGGUUAGGAAUUUAUUCUGUGGGAAGUUGCAAAUUUCGAUGUCAGAAAAUGUUGGCUUAUUUUUCACCCAAAAAAAGGAAAACGAGAAGUUGUUUGUCCACUCUCCUUGGUGGAUGACUGCGCAAUUCCUUGCAUUUGAUAAUAAUAAGCAUCGACUGCAACGAUUCGAGCUGAUUUUAUUCAUAGAAAGAGGAUCAACAGUGUUUCUUGUCCACUUUGGCUUAUCAAUUCAUACACCAUUGGUUGCGUUUUAGGAUUCUAUGUGUUUGUGAUGAUGAGUUGUUUUGUAUUCUACAUUUAUGUUGGGAUUGGGUUAAACAUGGUGUAGUAUUUGUGGAUAAUGAUGCAUACUUUUAACCACUUCAACGCCUUCUUUUGCACCCAUGUCAAUUCCCUCGGUACAUUUUGCUCAUCAAAUGCUUAAUAAUAAUCGUGCAAUCCAAUUCUGCCCAUCCUAUGCACUACACGCAUCCCACAUGACAAAUGAAGAGGGAGUUGACAGAGAGAAUGAACCUUAAUUUUUGGGAUGUUUCUGUAUGAAUCUCAGUGAAUGCCCUUUUGUUACUAGGGCUUAGAUAAGGUGCAAAGAUGUAAUUCCUACUAUAUGCACAUUUUAAAGAUUUAAUGGUAAAAUAUAUUGCGAGUUUUUAUCUUUAAUUACCAGAAGUAGACAUGUGAUUGGAUGUGUUGUUUGAAUUUUCGGUAUCUGAUCAGAAACUGACAGUGCCAAAUGUGGUUAUUUUGUUUGCAGAAAAUAGCAUUUGCUUUUUUCUUUUUUCAAACCCAAGAAAGUCUUUAUUUAUUUUCUAUUUGUGUUAUAUGUAUUAUUCUUUGAAUUAUGCAUGCUAUCAUGAACCACCUGGCAUUUAAGAGUUGAGAAAAAGCAAACAUAUUGAAAUAUAGAGAGGUAGGAAAAGGAUGAAAACAAGUUAAGCUUUAUCUCUUUCUGUAUAUCUUAUUAUGGGCGAAGCUGCUUUUAAAUUCCAGAAAAGUUCAAGAAAAUUACUACUGCAACUCUAGUAUACCAUGGCAUUAUUAUGAAGUUGACUUAACUGUCUUAUUCUAAAAAAAACUGAUGUGCUUUAGUAUUGAUUCUCAAAGUUUACCUCAUUUAUGGAUCUGUCUCUCAAAACAUAUAAACAGGUGGCUGGGGAUUAUCGGGCAAUUCCGUCCAAGAAAAUUGAUAUCUUCCAUCAAAGCAGAAUGUUAUGAUGGAGAUGAGUGGGAGAUACCUGCCUUCAAAGAUGUUGCUAGGCAUUUCUUAGACAAAUCACUUUUUUCGCUUGGUCUGUGUGCCCAGAUUGCAUUGACAUCCUCCUCUUUCCUUUUGCUGAGUACAGAGAAGCGCGGUGAAAGGAAAGGACGCCGAUCUAGGGCCAUCUUCUCUCAUCAGCUUCCUAAUCAUGAUAUUACCUUGGAGGCAGCAUGGCCUGAGUUGUUCAUAGACAAGAAUGGAAAGUACUGGGAUGUUCCGGAAUCCAUAUCCAUUGACUGUUUGUCCCUUGUUUCGGAAUCUGGAUUGCGCUACCGCUUUGGCAUACAUAGAAAUGGUGGCCUUCCCCAGCCUGUUGAUCCCUCUAUCUCUGCUGAGCCACCUCUUGCUCUAAAGCCAGGAUUUUGUGCAAAAGCUGCCAUGUCUUAUGAAAAGAGCAAAGACAUUUGGAGACAAGAAGAGAAAGAAGAGGAUGUCGUAAUCAAGACACCCAAGGGAAAAUACUUUCGGCCUGCCUAUGAUAUUCGUCUUAAAGAACCUCAUUCAGCAAUAUCAGGAAUAAUUGGUGCCACUUGUACAUCAUGGUUUGGUAACGGGAAGAGCACACCAGCCGGUGAAUCUGAGGAAGUCAGGGGCAAUACCACUCAUCUUGCUAGCUGUAGAAGUCCUUUGAGUCUUGAUUGUUUUGGGUCAUUCAACUAUACCUUCCAGCAUGGGAAGUUUAGAAACUCACUUGGGGACCUUACAAGAUUAGAUGCCCGAUUGGAUGUUACUUCAUUUAUGGCUUUAACUAGGCAGAUUUCUAAUGUCGUCAGGAAGAAUUCCAACCCCGGUGCAGAGAGUUCUGCAUCUUCUCCGAGAUUAAAUUUGAUACUACAGCAGCAGGUUUGGGGACCAAUUGUGUUUCGACUGGAUUCUCAGUAUUCGCUGGAUUCCUCAUCAACUGGCCAUCGCGGCCCACGUGUGGAAGAUGUAAUCUACAGCUUGAGCUAUUCGCUGAGGCUGUUGCAAUCUGGGAAAGUGGUAGCAUGGUAUUCUCCCAAGAGGAAAGAAGGAAUGAUAGAAUUGCGCAUGUUUGAGUUUUAGUUUACUGCUCAACUCUAGUUUGUUUUUGCCAUUGACUCUGAGUCAAAACCCAUGUUUUCCCUCCAUUUUCAGUCGAAAUAGGAAAUAUUAAUCCAUUUAUUUAGCUGUGGCUCUUUGACAUUCUUUCAAAGCAAACGAUAACAAAAGAGAUGAGGAAAAUUUUUGUUCGGGCAGUGGUUGGUGCAGCCGAUUGGUUUAUAUCUGUAAAUUGAUUCCUUCAUUCUCAGCUGACAUUAUAUCAGGAAUGAGAUAAGACUGUGAGCGCGUAAGUACUUUAACCCCAUUCAAAAAUAUCAAAUAUAUCCAUAAUCAUAAUUG
Oldenlandia corymbosa var. corymbosa is the source of this 3099-nucleotide messenger RNA. Lineage: Eukaryota; Viridiplantae; Streptophyta; Magnoliopsida; Gentianales; Rubiaceae. The record is from the annotation of a GenBank genome assembly.